Messenger RNA from Armigeres subalbatus, 1935 nucleotides. RefSeq lists its product as uncharacterized. Gene Ontology annotation, biological process: DNA integration. Gene Ontology annotation, molecular function: nucleic acid binding. The transcript is spliced from 4 exons. NCBI's taxonomy places the organism in Eukaryota, Metazoa, Arthropoda, Insecta, Diptera, Culicidae. The record is from RefSeq and is a predicted model, not a curated record. The coding region runs from base 1 to 1935 and encodes 644 amino acids.
AUGGAAGAAAUUCUGGCUGGAUGUGAGGGAACGGUAUGUUACUUAGAUGACAUAUACGUUGAAGGUGAGAACUUGGAGCAGCACAAUACUCGUUUAAAGGUAGUUUACGAACGACUCCAGAAGCGCGGAUUGAUUCUAAAUCAAGAGAAGUGUGUAAUAGGUGCUUCUGAAGUCCAAUUUAUUGGCCAUAUCAUUUCUCCUAGCGGUAUUCGUCCUUCACCGUCCAAGGUCGAGGCACUAAAAUCUUUCCGGCGACCAGUUAACGCUACCGAGGUGAAAAGUUUCCUAGGGCUUGCCAAUUACAUGAAUAAAUUCAUCAGUGAUUUGUCAACCCUAGAUGAACCAUUGCGAAGACUAACGGAGCAUUCAGUGAAAUUUGAAUGGACCAACGAACAACAAUCAUCUUUUGAGGCUAUCAAAAAUGCUCUGUCCGGUACAGCUUGUCUUGGAUACUACAACGUUAAUCAUCCAACAUCUGUUAUAGUAGACGCAAGCCCCAAUGCUCUAGGAGCUGUACUAGUGCAGACAAAUGAGAGCGAAGAACAUCGUGUUAUAUGCUACGCGUCGAAAUCGCUAACAAGGACAGAAAAGCGAUAUUGCCAAACGGAGAAAGAAGCGUUGGCUGCCGUUUGGGGAGUGGAGAGAUUUCAAAUGUAUCUCUUGGGAAAAAAGUUUUACUUGGUCACCGAUUGCGAAAAGAACGUUGCUGAUGUGCUUUCAAGAUUAUCGACUUUGGAACCCAAACCAUUCGAUUACUCCGAAGAGCUUUUCGUAAAUGAAAUUGCUAAUGCCGCUGCAAGCAAUGUCGCUAUAAGAUGGGAAGAGCUAGAACAUGUUUGUAGUCAAAAUGACGAAAUACAGGAUCUUCUUAAAAAAGUGGAGAAUGGUCGGUUAUUCGAGCUGCCAACAGAGUACCGAGUUAUCGCACAGGAGCUUUGUCGAGUCGUACCGAUGAGUCGCCGAGACUUACCAUCUGGACCAUGGCAGGACAUUGCCAUAGAUUUCAUGGGUCCAUUACCUGAAGGUCAAUUUUUGCUGGUAGUCGUAGACUACUACAGCAGAUAUUUCGAAGUAUGUGAGAUGACUAGUAUCACGGCGGAGUGCACGAUUUCGGAGCUCAGGACCAUCUUCUGUCGGUUUGGUAUUCCUGUCACAAUUACUGCAGACAACGCUCCUCAGCUGAGUGAAGAAUGUGAACUAUUCUCUCAGUUCUGCCACAGCCAUGGAAUUAAACUAAUUAACACCGUCCCAUACUGGCCGCAAAUGAAUGGGGAGGUUGAGCGGCAAAAUAGAACAAUACUUAAACGACUGCAAAUCUCUCAGGAAUUAGGACAAGACUGGCGAAUCGAACUUCAGAAAUUUCUACUUGUUUACCGGGCAUCAAAUCACUCUACAACUGGGCGCUCGCCUGCUGAAUUGAUGUUUGGGCGAAAGAUACGAACUAAACUGCCUCAACUCACGUAUACUUGUGUCGAUGAUGAUGACACUAGACACCGAGAUGCGGUGCAGAAGGAAAAAGGUAAACAAUACAGCGACAACAAACGACGUGCUAAGGUGGGAGACCUUGUUGUGGGCGAUAAGGUCUUUUUAAAAAGAAUGAAAAAAGAAAAUAAACUUAGCACUGAAUUUGUGAAUGAAGAAUUCGUGGUACUUAAAAAAUGUGGUGGGGAUGUAACCGUUAAAUCGUUAGUCAGCGGGAAAGAGUACAGAAGAAAUAUUGCUCAUAUGAAGAGGAUCGAAAAUUGCGAUACGGAAACAUUGGAGGAUGGAUUUUUGGACGCAGAAACAGUUGCUUCUCCCAAAUCUGAUUUGGCGGAUGAAUCAUCGGUCAUGCUGGAUAAUUCCCAUGCAUCUGCAGCUCAUGCGGCAAAGCGGAAACGCAAAGAACCGGCAUGGUUUGCCAAUUACAUGCCGCAUUUCAUUAAGAAAUCUUAG